AUGGCCACGGUGCGCAUCUGCGUUUGCGGCGAUGAGGGAACGGGCAAGUCGAGUUUGAUUACGUCCUUAGUAAAAGGUGUCUUCGUCACAAACAAGAUUCAGCCAGUCCUGCCCCAAAUCACCAUCCCUCCCACGAUUGGAACACCCGAGAAUGUGACGACCACAACGGUGGUGGACACGUCGGCUCUCCCGCAGGAACGAAGCAACUUGGCCCGCGAAAUCCGCAAGUCGAAUGUCAUCCUCCUUGUCUAUUCCGACCAUUACAGUUAUGAGAGAGUUGCUUUAUUCUGGCUCCCUCACUUCCGCUCCCUGGGCGUGAAUGUUCCCGUAGUGCUAUGCGCUAACAAGUCCGACCUGGGCAGCGACUCGGAAGUCGUCGAAGAAGAGAUGCUGCCCUUGAUGGCAGAAUUUAAGGAAAUUGACUCAUGUAUUCGCUCGAGUGCCCGGGAGCAUCGCAAUGUGAACGAGGCUUUCUUCCUCUGCCAGAAAGCUGUGACACAUCCCAUUGCGCCACUUUUCGACUCCAAAGAAUCGGUCCUCAAACCUGCCGCGAUUGCAGCACUACAGCGCAUCUUUUACCUAUGUGAUAAAGACCGAGAUGGAAUAUUGUCGGAUAUGGAGAUUGAAGAUUUCCAGCUGAAGUGUUUUGGGAAACCAUUGAGCCAAGAGGACCUCCUUCAUAUUAAAGAGACUAUCCAGAAGACCCACCCUUACUCUGUCACACCAACUGGGAUCAACUUAGACGGUUUCUUGCACUUGAAUAAGCUGUAUGCCGAGAAGGGUCGCCAUGAGACUGUGUGGAUUAUAUUGCGAACCUUUCAGUAUACCGACAACCUCUCACUGCAAGAAACAUAUCUUCACCCUAAAUUCGAUGUUCCCCCUUUCUCCUCGGCAGAGCUGUCACCGGAAGGCUAUCGCUUCUUAGUUGACUUGUUUCUGCUCUCGGAUAAAGACAACGAUGGCGGGCUCAACGACUCUGAGCUGGCAUCAUUGUUCGCCCCAACUCCUGGCCUGCCCAGUUCUUGGACCGAUGGCUCAUUCCCCUCAUGCACCGUUCGCAACGAAUCCGGCCACGUCACUCUCCAAGGCUGGUUGGCCCAAUGGAGUAUGACUACUUUCACAUCGCCAAAGACGACAUUGGAAUACCUUGCCUACUUAGGAUUCGAAUCAUCAGAUCGAAGCAACCCCAGCACUACUGCGGCUUUGAAAGUCACAAAGCCACGCAAGCGUCGCCGUCGUCCUGGCAGGGUGGGCCGUAAUGUUGUUCUUUGCCAUGUUUUGGGAGCUCCUGGGUCAGGGAAGUCGGCUUUACUCGACGCCUUUCUAUCCCGGGGAUUUAGCAACACCUACCAUCCUACAAUCCAACCACGAACCGCAGUCAACACAGUCGAACUGCCUGGAGGGAAACAAUGUUAUCUCAUUCUCGAUGAAUUUGGAGAGUUAGAGCCUGCCUUGCUAGAGAACCAGACGAAACUUCUAGACCAAUGUGACGUUGUUGCAUACACUUAUGAUUCUUCCGACCCUGACUCGUUCGCCUAUAUUACCAGACUGCGUGCCAAAUACCCGCAUUUGGAGGAACUCCCAAGCUUGUUCCUUGCAUUGAAGGCAGAUCUUGACCGAACAACACAACGGGCUGAGUGCCAACCCGACGAAUACAUAGCGCGUCUGGGACUACCUGGACCUCCGCUCCAUGUCAGCGCAACAUGGUCCUCAAUCCAAGAAGUCUUCGUCCACAUCGCCGAAGCGGCGAUGGAGCCCAGCACAACAUUCCCACGUACCCCCGAAGACGAGGAAAGCAAGUGGAUGGCCUGGGGAAUAGCUCUCGGGGCGGUGGUUUGCGCCGGAGCGGCUGCUGUUGUGAUAUGGCGGCGGGUGAGUGGUGGUACAUCCUAG
Messenger RNA from Talaromyces proteolyticus, 1893 nucleotides. RefSeq names its product putative mitochondrial GTPase. Bases 1 to 1893 code for a protein of 630 amino acids. Gene Ontology annotation, biological process: regulation of mitochondrion organization; small GTPase-mediated signal transduction; mitochondrion organization. The record is from RefSeq and is a predicted model, not a curated record. Gene Ontology annotation, cellular component: mitochondrial outer membrane. Gene Ontology annotation, molecular function: GTP binding; GTPase activity; calcium ion binding. The transcript is spliced from 2 exons. NCBI's taxonomy places the organism in Eukaryota, Fungi, Ascomycota, Eurotiomycetes, Eurotiales, Trichocomaceae.